This is a messenger RNA of Sphaeramia orbicularis (orbiculate cardinalfish), 4098 nucleotides long. RefSeq names its product FH2 domain containing 4 (gene fhdc4). Lineage: Eukaryota; Metazoa; Chordata; Actinopteri; Kurtiformes; Apogonidae. The transcript has 12 exons. The coding region runs from base 252 to 2717 and encodes 821 amino acids. The record is from RefSeq and is a predicted model, not a curated record.
CUUGGUUGUUAUUACUUUACCUGAGGACGACGUUUUAAGAGGAGAGCGGAGGGAUAGGACAGAGAAUAACAUUUUUUUGGACAGGGUAUGAAAAAAGUCUUUCCUGACAACCCUCUGGACUUGAGCUCUACUAUAAUCCAAUAAAAACAUACAAACACAACUGCAACACUUGAAAGUUACACCACUGUGCCAAGAUGUCCCACUGAGAUCAUGCCUAUAUCCAAAACCUGCUGAAAGGAUCUUGCCACAAGAUGCAACCAGGGCCUCCUCCACCACCACCACCACCACCACCACCACCACCACCACCUCCACCACCUCCAGCCCCUGGCCUCCCUCCGCCGUUUCAUGGCCCUGGCCUUUUUGCCAAUGGGGAACGCCGGCGCUCUAGGAUGAGAAAUUUCAACUGGGAGACUCUUCCGAAACACAGUGUGGUAGGAAAGCGGAACAUCUGGACGGCUGAUGCGCCUGAUGGGGAGUAUGAGCUGGACACUGAUCACAUGGAGGAGCUGUUCAGCAAAAAGCAGGACCAGCAACUGCUGAAGGCCCAGAACCGCCAGAGUCUCAGGGGCCUCCCAGUUUCUACCUCAGGGGGAGAAUUUGUUUCCAUCCUCAGCUCCAAGAGGAGUAUGAACAUUGGAAUUUUCCUAAAGCAGUUCAAGCGGCCUGUAAGAGAAAUGAUUGAGGAAAUUAAAGCAGGAAAUGGUGUCAGUUUUGGAUCUGGAAAAGUGAGAGAGAUGUGCAAGCUGCUGCCAGAUGAAGGGGAGUUGAAACAGCUGAAUAAUUUUAAGGGGGACCACUCGACCCUACCUGAAGCAGAUUUAUUUAUGCUAAUGCUGAUCAAGAUCCCCAGUUAUGAGGAGCGUCUGAGCUGUUUGAUGCUCAAAGAAGAAUUUUUCCCCCUCAUGGAUGAAAUCAAAGAAUUCAUUGGCACUUUAAUGGCGGCUGGCAGAGAGCUAUUGGAGUGUGAUCAUCUCCAUUCUGUCAUUCGCCUGGUGCUAAAGACGGGAAAUUACAUGAAUGCUGGUGGCUACGCUGGCAGUGCAAUUGGCUUCCGCAUGAGUUCUCUGUUGAAACUAGCAGAUACAAAAGCAAACAAACCCGGAAUGAAUCUCAUGCAUUAUGUUGUGAUGCAAGCACAGAGGGCUGAUGAGGCCCUUCUUCAAUUUCCAGAGCGACUCAAACACAUCGAAGCUGCAGCGAGAGUAAAUAAAGACGAAAUUGAGGCCGAGUUUCAAAGACAGGUAAAAAAAGUAGAAGCAGCCAAAAAUGAUUCUUUGAAACAGGACGACCUAAAGACACAGAUGGAGGAUUUUCUAAAGGAGGCCGAGGUCUGCUUGACAGAGGUUGAAACUGAUCUUCUAGAGCUGCACGAAGUAAGCGAUGCCGUGGCUGAGUACUUCUGUGAGAACCCAGAGAAGUUCAAGCUGCAGGAGUGUUGCUCCAUUUUCAGCUCCUUCUGUGAGAAGUUUAUGCGAGCGAUCCAGGAAAACAAGGUUCGAGAGAUGGCAGAGGUCAAGCGCAGACAUGCUGAGAGAUUACAGAAUGCUGCCAAGCGCAGAUCUACUGCUACGUGUUCGAGCAGAGACAAAGAAAUGGAGGGUAUUGCAUUAGAGUCUAUUCUACAGAACUUUGUCACCAGACGGGGUUCCAGGAGGAGGCUUGGAAGGCCGUCAUCGACUCAAGGGAGCCCACCCGGUGGCACGCCCAACAACGGGAGCCUGGUAGAAAUUACCUCUCAGGCAAACCUCCCCAGCGGUAAUCAAAGUCGAGGAGGCACUUUGAGGCCGAGGGAGUUGGUUAUGAAAGAAUGGAAUUCAGCCGUUGAACUCACCAACAGCUCCACCCCUGAGAAAAUCCAGAACAAUAAUGAGGACAACAAUGCAGUAGUUAGUGUUCUACAUGAAGAGGAGAUGAAACCUCCAAGGAAAGAGGAUUUUAAUGGAUUUACAGGCCCAGCCAAGAGGACCACUAGCAUUUCCUCCACAGGCAGAGCAGUCUCAGCCACUGAGGAUAUCGAGGAAGACGUAAAGGAUAAUAAUGAGGAAGAGGCACAGAAGUUGCGUGAAGCAUCCAAAAAGAUUUUACGUUUCCAGAACAGCCGUAGCAGUGCCUCAUCUGUGGAACAAUCUCUGGAAAACCAGAAAUCUCCUAAUGUGAGUCGAACUGUUCGUCGCCAGCACACCUUUGAUGAAGAGACGCAGAGGUAUCCUGGAGACCCAACUAACGAGGACUUGGUUAGAUUUUUACUCAGUCCUCAGUCUCCCUCGAAACGCAACCUCGGUCGCCGCCAUACUCUACCUACUAAAGUUCCUAAAACUGAGGAGGAGGAAGAUAAAGUAUGGGCUCCAUCUCCGGUCAGAACUCCUAAAAAUGCAACAGGUGACACGCCAACAGAGAAUGAUGGACGCAGUUCUUCAAAACAAGUGUUUGACUUCACUGACAUAUCUGAUUAUUUAGCAAAAUCAGGUGAACAUGCAGUAAAAACAUCAGAGAAGAAAACCAUAAAUACCCAUGCUGAAGAUGAACCCAUGGAGCAAAACCAAGCAAGCACAUCUACAGAUGCCUCAGGCAACCGAAGAAAUAGUGAAAAUAUCCCUCCUAAGAGUAUGUGGAAUAAGACUGAGACCUCUGGGUUUUUAAACUUUUUUAAACGUCUUGGAGAUAUGAGCAAAUUUUCAAGUAACAAAGACCCCGUCCAUAAGGGCACUGGUGUGUAGACCUUGAAAGAUUCCCAAUAUCAGGUCGUGGAUAGAGAUAUAAACCAAGGUGUUGUUCUUUUUUUUUUUACUGAUAUAAGGUGCCGAGAUCGUGGCGCUUUCCUGUUUAUGUGGAAAUGAUACUGUGGCUGUAGAAGAGACAACUACUAGAAUGUUAUAAGGAUGUGUUUUAUUGUUGAGGAAGGUCUUUGUGUAAGUUUGCGCCACUAGAUGGCAGCAUAUGACAAUGACAUGGCAAAUGGAAAGUAUGGAUGUUUUUCAUAUGUGCAUAGUUAUGAAAACAAAAGAAUGAGGGUCUCAUUGUGAACAGUUUUAUUUUGAUAUCUAUCUCUGCUAAUAUGCAAUUAUAAGAAAAACUAUUCACAUGAGGAUUUGAGCAUUGUCCUCACACAGCUGGGUUAAUACUCCUAGUGUGUGUAAUUUUUAUCUGGAGGAAAAUGCAGAAAGACAUAUUUUAGAAUUUUUAGAAUGGAGGGAUGGAAGUUGAUAGAGAGUCUGAGAGAUGAGAGGAAAUGUCAGUGAUAACAGGAUGGGUCUGAUUGGUAUUUUUGAUACUUAGAUGCUUCUGUAUUCAGACACAGUAUUAUUAUUACAUAUCUGAUUUGAAAAGGAUGAUAUUGUGUUUUCUACGUCUUUGUGUUCCUCCUUUGUUGGCGGUGAAGCACGUCACAAAUGCAGGUUACCAACGCUUUCAGGGUCUUACUCAAUCCAGCCAUUGUUUUGGAUGUAAAUGGGUCAGUGUUACAAAGGCAGCUUGUAUCGGAGCUGCACCAUGGACAGUUUGUAGCAAAGUGAUCUCAAAUUAACUUGAGAAGAACUUAGUGUGGUACAACAGUCAGUGCCCGGUUGCCUAUUAUAAUGGAAAGUACCAGGUUUCCAGUGCUUGCUCUUGCAUUAAUGACGAGUUACAAACCUGGAGCAGAAACAGGGCGUUCAGCUACUAGCGACUUUAACUGAUGGACCAUGUCCUGUUGUACGACUGAGAUAUUAUAAGUAAAAUCAUGUCCAGUUUGUAAUUGUCUUUAUAUAAAAAGUAGACAAAAUUACAGUAAUUAAUUUGACUUUUUUUUUUUUUUAGGUCUUUCUGUGACCAAUAAUUAAAGGGACUGAUGCAUGGAUUAGUAUAUAUUAAAAGUGCUGUACAGUUAAAUAAUCACAUGUAGAAUAUUUAUAACACUAACAUGUAUUAUACAGAUUAUGGACGAAAAUGUCUGAGUCAAAAAAAUUGUUGAAUCUUCUUGUCCGUAAUCAUUUUGACAAGACAUGCUUGUGUUAAGAUAUGAUGUAUAAAAACGGAAAACUGCUAUUUGUAUUUUAAUUACAAAUUACAUUAGCAUGCAGCGUAGCCAUGUAACUGCCUCUUUUGUUUGACAAUAAAAGA